AUGGGCAAGAGGAAGAAUGACCUGGCGUCGCCAGGAGAAUGGACGGACGUGACAAGAAAGAAGAAUAAGUCAGAAAUAUUGGGUAAAUCGCAGUCAGACGAGGGAAAGGAGAAUCAGAGAAGGUCAAAAGAAGUGACUAUGAAGAAGAAGUCACAACGGAAAACUGACAGGAGACAGCGACGGGAAGCAGUUUUAAUAAAACUGGCGCCAGGGAAGACAUACGCGGAAGUGUUGGGAGACAUCAAGGCCAAGAUGACACCUGAAGAGUCCGAAGCCCACAUCUGGUCGAUUCAUCGAACACGCAACGGAGAUGUCCUGAUAGAACUUAAGAUGGAAACAAAAAACGCUGCGGCCUUUGGGGAGGCGUUGGAAAAGCACCUAGGCGAGAUGGGAACUAUGAAGAACUUGGUUCCUAAAGUAACUCUUAAACUUCGAGAUCUCGACUGUGUUACAACCAAGGAGGAUGUGGAAAUCGCACUAAAAAGAGAUCUUGGCGAUAAACUGGGAGAUGCAAAGGUCUCGGUAACCAGGCCCAACAGAAGAGAGCAGGUCUUGGCCAUAGUCGAGGUCGGCGAGAAAGCCGCAAGCCAACUGUUGGAGACAGCCCGCAUUAAAGUGGGAUGGAUUAAUAGCAGGGUGAGAAAUAGAAUAAGCAUCGACCGAUGCUUCAGGUGUCUAGGUUAUGGUCACCAGUCAAGAGACUGCAAAGGACCGGACCGCAGCGGCCUCUGUUACAGAUGUGGCUUAGGCGGACAUCCGGAAAAACUCAACCACAUACCAGGAUCGGGUGGGUGA
This is a messenger RNA of Belonocnema kinseyi, 795 nucleotides long. RefSeq lists its product as uncharacterized. The record is from RefSeq and is a predicted model, not a curated record. Lineage: Eukaryota; Metazoa; Arthropoda; Insecta; Hymenoptera; Cynipidae. The transcript has a single exon. Bases 1 to 795 code for a protein of 264 amino acids. Gene Ontology annotation, molecular function: zinc ion binding; nucleic acid binding.